AUGCCUGAUGUGUACGCAUGGGGAUCAGGCUCCUCGGGACAACUGGGCACGCGCGAUGAAUUAGACUAUGCGGUGCCGGUGAAAGUAGACCUGGAGGCUGAGCUUGUCACCGUGACCACUGGCGGAGGUCACAGCGCAGGAUGGACGGCAAGUGGACAACUCUACACAUGGGGCGACGACAGUCAUGGUCAGUUGGGGCGUGUAUCAUCAUCAUUGUCGUCGCCACUGCGCGUUCAGCAUGUCGAGGGAUUGCCUCCGAUUCAGGUUGCGAGCUGUGGCUGGUGGCACACCGUGGCCAUAUCCCAAUGCGCCGACGACAGUACCAGCAGCACCACCAGCACACAAGUGUUUGCCUGGGGUCACGGCCAUCCUUGCAACCACACAACUGGGAUUGCUUUCAAGCCAAACAAGAAGGUGCCGUUGAUGGCAGCAUUUCCAUCGUCUGUUCGCAUCACAAGUGUAUCGUGUGGCUGGAAGCAUUCGCUCUUGGCCACCCGCGAUGGACGGGUAUUUGCAUGGGGCAAAGGUCGUUCUGGGGAGCUGGCCAUGGGGCCCCAUGUCACAGAUGUGGCGGUGCCGACGGUGGUGCCGUCAUUGACAGGUCAACCCAUCCGACGGGUCUGUUGCGGGUGGCAGCACUCGGUGUUCCUCACCGAUCUCGGCCACGUGUGGACCAGUGGCAGCAACAAGCACGGCCAACUUGGUGUGGCAAAUAGUCUGCGUGGGUUUGAACCCUGUCGGGCGUUGAUCGAUGACGUGAUCGAUGACGUGGCUGUGGGGUGGCAUCACGUGGUCUGCAUUGGCCAAAGCGGCGUUGUCUAUUCAUGGGGCAAAGGGGAUUUGGGUCAAUUGGGGUCUGGAGUGUUCGAGUCGACGUCCACUCCGCAGCCAAUUCCAGUGGGCGAUCGUACAAGUCCCAUCGUCCAAGUUGCCAGUGGGUCAGAACAUUCUCUGUUUGGUAGUACAUUUGCGUACUUUUGGAAAUAUGUUGUAUACAUGUGCGAUGUAGUGACGGCCGCCGGGGACGUCUAUUCGUGUGGAUGGGGCGAGCACGGAAAUCUGGGACAUGACGACACUGCUAACGUGGCGUCGCCCACAAAGGUGGAGUACUUUUAUGCCCGACGUGUGCGUAUCGAACGCUGUGUUGCUGCGGGCGCAGUGUCCAUUGCCAUAACGCACUAAUGUCAAAUGUCCAAUACAUUUCUGGGUCACUC
Molecule: messenger RNA, 1214 nt
Organism: Aphanomyces astaci
Lineage: Eukaryota; Oomycota; Saprolegniomycetes; Saprolegniales; Verrucalvaceae
Exons: 11
Coding region: 1-1182 (393 amino acids)
Source: RefSeq, a predicted model, not a curated record